AUGUACCAGACGGGGACCAUUGGCCCAGCCCUGUGGAAGACAGUGCAGCAACUUGGCACCAAGCCACACAGCGACUUCCUGCCACAGCCCAGCAUUGUGCUCCUAGGAAUUUAUACAGAGCUAAAAGCUUCUGUCCCCACAAAACCAUGGACAAGAUUAUUCAUAAGUGCCCUAAACUGGGAGCAAACAAGCUGCCCUUCAAUAGCAGUGGCAGAGAUCAAGGUUCGAGACCUUCACAGCAAGGAGGAGGAGCUCCUGAAACAGCUGGACGAUCUCAAGGUGCAGUUGCCCCCCCAUGUCUCCAAGACGCAGAAAGAAAACCUCAGGAAGUUCUACAAAGGCAGGAAGUACCAUCCCCUGGAUCUGCGAGCUAAAAAGACUUGUACUGCGCCUGACAAGCUCUGGAGCACUGAUGAUCAAGAGCACAAGGAGCAGCCGCACCCCCCACUGCAGGAGCACCGGUCAGGCCGACGGUCAGGCCCAAGUCUAACAGGACCAACGAAAACACAAAACUGGAAAAAAAAAAACGUGAUUCAGACGUUGAAACACGAGGGGAAAGAAGAGUCUGAAAAGUCCACAUGCUGUGACUCUGAUCAGCAGGUGUUCUGGAAACAGCAAAACUUACAGAGGCGGGAGAAAGGACACGCCCAGGUCACGCUGGGAAUAGAAGCCACACGUGAGCCCUGUGUCCAGGCGGAUCAGGCCCCUCCCCGCAGGAGCGCACACCAACAGCCCUCCACCUCAGUCAUGUACGUGGAACUGAGCAGCGAGCGUCAAGUAGAACUUCAGCUGUCAGACUGGUUUAAACCCAGAAACCGCCUUGAUGUCGUGACGAUGACAGACUGGCUUGCUCCAGUCAUAUGGGAUGGGACUUUUGACAGGCAGGCCCUGGAGAAAUACUACAGCAGACAGAACAUCACGGUGGGCCUUGCUGUCUUUGCUACUAGCAGGUCUUCACACCAGUACCUGAAGACAUUCUUGAAGUCGGCGAACCUGCACUUCAUGUCUGGCUACAGAGUCAUCUUCUACAUCAUAGCAGACCUCUUCUUCAGGGUGCCAGAAAUACAGCUGGGCCCUCUGCGAACACUCAGGGUGCUCCCAAUAAACAAGGAGGGCUGGUGGUACAACCCGCACCUGGUGCAGAUGAAGGGUCUGGGGGAGUACAUCGUGAGCCACAUCCAGGCUGAGGUGGACUUUCUCUUCAGCAUGACGGUCAACCAGGUCUUCCAGAGCGAGUUUGGGGUGGAGACCCUGGGCACGUCUGUGGCUCAGCUCCACACGUGGUGGUAUUUUAGAAACACCAACAAUUUACCUUACGAGAGGAAGCCAAACUCAGCUGCUUACAUACCAUUUGGGCAGGGGGACUUCUACUAUGAUGGGUCUGUGAUCGGCGGCACCCCCCACAUGAUCCUGAGCCUCAUCGAGGACUAUCUCAACAGAGUCAUUCUCGACAUCGAGAAGGGGCUUAACAGCACCUAUGAAAGGUACCUGAACAAAUACUUUUUCAUCAACAAACCCGCCAAGGUGUUAUCGCCAGAAUACAACUGGGACGCUACCUACUCCCCCCCUGCCAAGAUUCGGUACGUUAGGGUGGUAAAUCAUCGUGAGAGGAAAUCUGAUUAUUUCCUUAAGUUUAUGAACUAUCAGUGA
This is a messenger RNA of Nycticebus coucang (slow loris), 1650 nucleotides long. RefSeq names its product glycosyltransferase 6 domain containing 1 (gene GLT6D1). The record is from RefSeq and is a predicted model, not a curated record. Bases 1 to 1650 code for a protein of 549 amino acids. Gene Ontology annotation, biological process: carbohydrate metabolic process. The transcript is spliced from 8 exons. Gene Ontology annotation, cellular component: Golgi apparatus; vesicle; membrane. Gene Ontology annotation, molecular function: hexosyltransferase activity. NCBI's taxonomy places the organism in Eukaryota, Metazoa, Chordata, Mammalia, Primates, Lorisidae.